Esox lucius (northern pike) is the source of this 3533-nucleotide messenger RNA. RefSeq names its product L3MBTL histone methyl-lysine binding protein 2 (gene l3mbtl2). Gene Ontology annotation, molecular function: zinc ion binding. Gene Ontology annotation, biological process: regulation of DNA-templated transcription. The transcript has 18 exons. Lineage: Eukaryota; Metazoa; Chordata; Actinopteri; Esociformes; Esocidae. The coding region runs from base 597 to 3146 and encodes 849 amino acids. The record is from RefSeq and is a predicted model, not a curated record. Gene Ontology annotation, cellular component: nucleus.
AUGUUGGGCCGACAUCGCUCAAGACCAAACAGAAAACGACUACAACUCCCAGAGUGCCUUUAAGGAAUAAACAAGAAGAAGCGGGUAGUAGACCACCAGCAUGUGUUACUAAGUGACUGCUUUUACAUUACAAGUGUAAUUAGUGAAUUCAUUGAGUUUAUGAUGGCUACAUAUGUUGAAAUAGUAAUACGCGAAAGCUUCGAUUGCGAUUACAUUAUCAGCAAGUGGUAGUAUGCAUUUCGUAAACCUAUAAUAUAUACUGCAUGCGAGUCAUAUAGCUAGCUAGCUAGCAACUCUAUUUUGUAAUAGAGUAACCUUAGUUACAGGUAGAAAACGGCUGUUAGCUUACUUUUGUAGUUAUUACAUUAGAUGUACAUUCAGCACUGUUUAACAUUAGACUCGACAUUAUCCCGAUUCACGCAUUUGAAUAUUGCUUUUUUGGAAGGAGAACUGGUCCCCUGUUUAUUUUCUCAUUUGGUUACAAAGCGGCUCACCAAAGCAGUGGUAUGACAUCACUCAAGACAUCAGGAAGAAGACGCUGAUAUUGACAUCCUGACCUUAAACCCCAAACUAGUCCAUUCAAAGGCCAAAAGAAGAUGCCUCAUCGCUGUGUGGCAUAUGGUUGUGGCAAAUCAUGGGAUGAUGGUGUGACUCUGUACAAUUUCCCUAAUGACCCAGAGGAGUUUCUGAAAUGGGAAAAGCAGAUCCAGCGGACACGCAGUAACUGGACCGCCACCUCCACAUCCCAGCUAUGCUGUGAACACUUUGGUAAAGAGUGCUUUGAAAACAAGCCCAACCCUGUCCUCAAGGCUCUUGCUGCCAAAGGACAGCUGAAGCUGAAGUAUGGGGCUGUUCCCACGGUGUUCAUACGCCCCCCCUGUACGACCUGUGAGGGCUUUGGCUGUAACAUGUGCACCCCCAAAGCUUAUAGACGUGGCGUCCCCGUAGAACCCCAGGAGUAUGAUACAGAAGAUGUUGAGGGGGACACUAUGCCAUCGGAUGAAGCUGAUGCAGAGGAUGAUGAUGAAGAUGACGAUGAAGAGGAAGAUGAUGAAGAUGAGAUGGAUGAUUCCUGCGCAGACUUCUACUCGUCCCUCACUAUAGAUAAUGGACCUGCAAUGUGUGAGAUGUGUGGUUUCAGCGGCACCAGAGAUACCUUCUACUCCAAGACCAAGCGUUUCUGCAGCGUUUCCUGUUCUAGGGCCUACUCCUCCAACUGCAAGAAGUCCUCUAUACUGGCACGACUACAGGGAAAACCUCCCACUAAAAAGGCAAAGGUGCUAACCAAGACAGCCUGGUCCACCCAGAUGGGGAACAUGAUUGCAUCUCUAGGCAACAGUCAGGACAGCUCCAGCUCUACUGGACCGGAAACUACAACAAGUGGAACUUUUGACUGGGGUUCUUACCUGGAGAGGACCGGCUCUAUUGCUGCUUCUGUGGCCUGCUUUAGACAUGCUCCACUCUGUGCCCAGUGGGAUGACAUCACAGUGGGGUUAAAGGUGGAGGUCCUGAACUCUAGUGCCGUCCUGCCCAGUAAGGUCUACUGGAUCGCAAGCAUCAUCCAACUUGCAGGCUACAAAGCUCGACUGAGGUAUGAGGGCUUUGAGGAUGGCAGCCAGGACUUCUGGUGGAGCCUAGGCUCUGGUGACAUGUAUCCCGUUGGCUGGUGUGCCAUGACCGGCAAGCUGCUGGUGCCACCACAGGCUGUGCAUCAGAACAUCCCAGACUGGAAGGAGUACCUGAUGAACCGGUUGGUCGGAGCCAACACUCUGCCAGUGGACUUCUAUUUGAAGCUGGCAGAGAGUCUGAAGUGUUCGUUCCGUACGGGCAUGCGGGUGGAAGUGGUGGACAGAACUAUGGUGAGCCGGACGCGGUUGGCAGUGGUGGACACUGUGACCGGGGGGCGCCUCAGACUCAUCUAUGAGGACGGAGAGCAAGAUGCCAAAGGGGAGCCCCUCUCUGACUUCUGGUGCCACAUGUGGAGUCCCCUACUGCACCCAGUGGGCUGGUCCAGUAAAGUGGGCCACACUAUCAAACCAACUGAUGGGAACCAGUCCCUCCGGAAGGUGUACUGCGACAGCAGCCCUAUGCUGUUCAAGAAGCCCAGGACUGUGUACAUGGAGGGAGGGUUCUUUGAGGUGGGAAUGAAGCUGGAGGCUAUAGACCCACUAAACCUGGGCAACAUCUGUGUGGCCACUAUACACAAGGUGCUGCUGGAUGGCUACCUCAUGGUGGGUGUGGAUGGCACAGAUGGGUCAGGCGACGGCUCUGACUGGUUCUGCUACCACGCGUCCUCCCACGCGGUCCUGCCCAUAGGAUACUGUCAGAAGCACAACAUACAACUCACGCCACCCCCUGGUUAUGACUGGAAAACCUUCACUUGGGCCAAAUAUCUGGAAGACAAGGGAGCCGUAGCCGCACCUGCACGGCUCUUUAACACGGACGGCUCCGGUCACGGCUUUGCUCAGAACAUGAAGUUGGAGGCGGUGGACCUGAUGGACCCGCGGUUGGUAUGCGUGGCCACCGUGAGGCGCUGUGUGGGCCGACUUCUCCUACUCCACUUUGAUGGCUGGGAGCCAGACUUCGACCAGUGGGUGGACGUCCAGUCGCCAGAUAUCUACCCUGUGGGGUGGUGUGAGGUCACAGGAUACCAACUCCAGCCACCCAUUGGACCAGAUCCUGUUGCAAGUCGCAAGAAGCACAAACCUAUGGGGAAAAAGAAAAAAAGGAUGGUGAAGAAGAAAUUGGCAAACCUUAUCUCCAAGAAUCGGCCACCACGCCGGCUAAGUCUACAGUCUGAACCUGAGGGAGGAACCCCAGAACAGACAGACCCCACAGCUCUCAUACAGCACAUUAAGACAGAGCCUGAGGAGGAGAUCAUAGCAGUACAGGUAAAGGUGGAGGAGCUGGAGAUGGAAACCCCAAUCCAGCCCCUGCCAGAGGCCCAGGCUUCUCUACCCUCCCUGGAGGUGGUCAAGCAAGAGCCACAAGGAUCGGACCAGCAAAAAGCUGAUUCUCAGAAAGUGGAACCUCAGAAGCUAGAACCACAGAAAGAGCCACAGAAGGCAGACCCUCUGACAGUUAAACCCCAGAAGGUAGAAAAUCAGAAGAAGCAGCACACAGAGGGGAAACCAUUGGAAGAUUGAGACUUACUGAUAUUGAGAACAUUGGAAGCCCAUCUAGAAUGAUUACCCACCCUAACAACAAACCUCAACCAUUUCCCAAACUGACCAUAGAUCUUCAGGCGUCUUUUUUUGUUUACACUUGUUUACCACCAUCGCAGCCUUAAGUCCCUACACUACUGAUCACCACAACCUGAAGUUCAGAUGGGUAAUGUAAGCCAGUAUUCUUUUUAUGGAUUUCAUCAACAGUUUUUGAGCUGGGCUGUUUCCAAUUCACACUGAGACUUUCUGUGUAAGACCGUUAAACAGAAAGGACGGUACUUUAAUACCACAGAAAAUGUAAAACAAUACAUUUUUUCAUGUUGUAUGUUUAUUUCUUUGAAAAUAUUAUCCAGAUUAUGUUUUUGUAGG